Molecule: messenger RNA, 682 nt
Organism: Pangasianodon hypophthalmus (striped catfish)
Lineage: Eukaryota; Metazoa; Chordata; Actinopteri; Siluriformes; Pangasiidae
Gene: sdhaf4
Product: succinate dehydrogenase complex assembly factor 4
Exons: 3
Coding region: 80-391 (103 amino acids)
Biological process (GO): mitochondrial respiratory chain complex II assembly
Cellular component (GO): mitochondrion
Source: RefSeq, a predicted model, not a curated record
CGAUGUACGUCAUUUUAGUGCGCCAAAACAUUGGGACAGUUGGGUAACGUGUUGAACGUCUGUGCUUCAGCUGAGCAUAAUGUCCCUUUUACGUUUCUGUUCUUUUAACAACAAAUGUUUGAUAAAGAAUAGACUGCUUUUAGAGUCGAUGGUUACAGCUUGCUCAAGGACAGCAGGCUACACAGCCAGAGAGGAUAAGAAGCCCCUCCGCAAGGCAAAGACACCUCAGGGGAAGUUCGACACGGAUGAUAAGGACACAAAAACUACAGACGCCUUUGAAAAAUUUCCAGAUGAUGUGAAUCCAUACACAAAAGAAAAAGGCGGCCCGACAGGCCCUGAGCCAACACGAUAUGGAGACUGGGAGAGAAAAGGACGCUGUAUUGACUUUUAGGUGAAUGUUAACAUGUGUGCAUUCCUCUAGGUGUGUCGAUAUCAUUGAAUGUGUGUUUUUUCGUGCAAACGGUCCGUGUAAUACAUUUUUGGGAAGAUGACGAAAUUUAUUCAUUAUGACAGAUGCUGCAUUUACUGGUGUAACCUGUGUAGUAGCACUUUGGUUUAUUUUUGUUAAAAAAGUAUUUUUGCUUAAAAAGUGUGUGGGACAAACCCAUUACAUCUAUGUAAAACAUGAAUGUCAGUAAGAAGGAAUUGAAAAUAUACCUGAAUAAAGCUGAGUGGGUUUCAA